AUGACUUUCUCAGGCAAGUGGCAGACUGCCAACUCGUCUUGUGGGGGCGAAACCCCCUCUAAAGUAGUGUUGUCGGAUGGCCAAACAACUUCCCAAUUCGGCACGGCGUCGUACUCUUUUCACGGUUCUGCUGUCUUUCUCAAGAUGUCCGCUAUCAAUGCCGACUACGCGAUUAUUCUUGACGGUGCCACGACUGAAUAUGGGGGGCUCGGUAGAAUUGGAGAUGCUGCUCUCCCUCCGAACUGCACCUUCGGAUGGUGGCGCGACAACUUGGACUCGACCUUGCAUGAUAUCCGAAUCACGGUCUAUGGAACGGGAAACGCAACCAAUAAAAUUAAGCAGCCUUGGACUGUAGAGUUCCAUAGCUUAGUCAUCACACGAUCUGGCGCAAGCAGCUCAACGAGUCGGGGUGCUUCACCAACUACGUCAGGACCAGCUGGCGACAAGCCGUCUACCGCAGAUGGAUUGAAGGAUGCCAAUAAGCAUCUUGUUUUCCUUGCGCUCGUUUUAUUGGCAGUUGUCCAUACUUAG
Molecule: messenger RNA, 531 nt
Organism: Mycena indigotica
Lineage: Eukaryota; Fungi; Basidiomycota; Agaricomycetes; Agaricales; Mycenaceae
Exons: 3
Coding region: 1-531 (176 amino acids)
Source: RefSeq, a predicted model, not a curated record